AUGACAGAUUUUUCUUAUACAUAUUUCAUUUUCUCUCAUAGACUGCUUGCAUAUAAUGACACUUGUACUGCUUGGUUGCUGCCAGUCAUGUUUUUGAAUCAUGUAACCAGUAGAUUGUAUUGUGGCUUCUUUACGACAUUUGUGUAUGCCUACACCUCGAUUAUAACCGGCAGUUGCUCAUUCUCAGAAAUAGAGAAAUCCACAUGUUCCCAGGAAAAUAUAUUUAAAAAGCUUUACACAUGUCCAGAAACAAACAGCCCGGCUAUUACAGAUAAGUAUACAACAAAUAGGAAUUUGAAUGAGCUCAGCAAAAUGACAUCUUUAGCAGUUGUUCCGUAUGAUGAAACCAACAUUCCACUCCAUGAGAAAUCUGUUCGCCAUUUCCAUAUUGCUGGUCACAAUUUCACCAUACAGCAGGACUAUACAGGACUUGGUGUGUCAGCAAUGGUUUGGGAUUCUGCAAUUGUGCUAGCUGAGUACUUAGAAAACCACAAACAUUUGGUGCAAGAUAAGAAAGUACUUGAACUAGGAGCUGGCACUGGUUUAACAGGACUUGUGGCAGCGGCUCUGGGAGCUGAUGUAACACUGACAGAGAGAGCUGAAGCCUUAGCUCACCUUAACUCCUCCAUUCGACAAAACACUCAGAACAGACCAUGGAAGAUUUCAGCGAAAGUCCUAGACUGGACCAAGUCAGUAGAUCCACAAGGAUUCUCAGGUUUUGACGUGGUUUUGGGGUCAGAUAUUAUCUACAUAGAGGACACAUUUGAGGAUUUAUCAAGGACUGUGAAGUCAUUAGCUCAUGAUAAUAGUGUUCACAUUCUGCUGUCGUGCAGAAUCAGAUAUGACAGGGAUUUGAAAUUUUUAGACCUGCUGAAGGUUGAUUUUAAUGUAGACGAAAUAUUUGUUGAUUCUCAGAAGAAGAUACAGGUAUUCUCAGUUCAUAGACGUUCCUGA
This is a messenger RNA of Candidula unifasciata, 954 nucleotides long. NCBI's taxonomy places the organism in Eukaryota, Metazoa, Mollusca, Gastropoda, Stylommatophora, Geomitridae. The record is from the annotation of a GenBank genome assembly.